AUGCAGGAGAUCGCCGCUCGCGACUUGGUCGCAAAAGGCUACGUCGUCUUCACGGCAAACACCGAGUGGGACUCGAAGGCAAAGGGAGGAAAGGGAGGGAAGAAAAUGAGACCCCCGCGAGAUUGGCCGGCCACUACUCUAGCCGACUGCCUGACGGACCGCUUCUUCCAGCCCUACGACAAUACGUUGCUGAUCAACACGGCAGCGUCCAAAGUCGUCGUGCUUGAUUUCGACCUUGGUGACGGGGGCAUGGAGCAGCUAGCAAUCUGGGAGACCGAGCACGGCGCGUUUGAUGCUCCUCGAGUGCGCACGGGCAGCGGGGGGGUGCACAUCUACUUCUCUCACCGAAGAAGCCUUGAGUCAGGGCUGGGCGUGGAGACGCCGACCCACUUUGCAAAGCUGGAGCUGAGGGUUCGAGAUCCGAUAUCCGGAAAGGAGGUUCUGAAGAAGGUGGGAGUCGACAUGAGGGGCGUCAGCUCGAAUGUCAUGAUCGCUUGCCCGCCGUCUUCGUACGAGCGACUCGGUGAGACGGCACGGUAUACGGUUGACGGCGGAGGCGAGCUUCCCCCGGCAGGAGAUCUGCCUCCUCUUCCGGACUGGUUGAUCAAGAUUCUGAACGAGCGGGUGGCGAGGGGCUUUGGGGAGCGCGCGAGACUGCCAUCAGAGGUUCCCGGCAGGGCAGGGCCUAGCGCGAGGGCCAGCGCCGUAAUCGGGGCGCCGGACCUGACGGAUCUCGGAUUGCAGCAGGAAGUGGUCGAGGUGAUGCGGGGCAUGCUCAGCGGUUUCGGCGACAACUCCUCCGUCUUUGCAAAGGCAGAGCUGAGCACGGUUGCCGGUCUAGGGGCGGUGAUGUAUCACUGGCGGAACGGUGCGGAAGGGCGAGUGUGUCCGUACGCGGAGGACGGGGCGCAGCCGCACUGCAGCAACAACUUUGGGCUCCUCAGGAGAGGGACGGAGAUCACCUACGUGUGCCACAGCCAGCGGUGCAAGACCGGCGACGGCUGCCGCAACAAGAGACUCGGGCGUCUCAUACUCGGGCGUCUCAUGUUUCCGGUGGCCGCAUCUUUUGCGGAUGCUUCCCCGCUGAACAGCGACCGCGACCGACUGUACGAGAAUCGGGAACUGCUUCCCCUCUGGUUCUUACGGCGAAACCUCUCGGUUUCAGCGGGUGAUGAAGGAGGGGCGCUCAUCAUCGAUCGCUUGCAGACGUACGCGGGCCGCAAUCUCGUCUUUUGCAACGAGAAGUGGUUCUACUACAACGGUUCGAUUUGGGUGGUGGACGUGGCUGGGCGAAUUGCGAGCCAGAUCUGCCGCGGAGAGCUCAACAAGAUCAGCAAGGCAUACAAGAAGGAAACCGCGUCCGAAGCCGACGGCGGGGGUUCGCAAGCAGAGGAGGAGAAAAGGCCCAGGAAGGAGAAGCUCGUGAACUUCAACUUCAACGCCAAGAUGAGCCAGGUCAUGACGACUCUCAAAGGGUAUUGUCAGGAGCCGGCGUUUGAGGAGGCGUUGAAUACGAACAGGGACGCGCUCCCUCUCCUGAAUGGGGUCGUGCUGUUGGAGAGCGGCAUCCUUGUGGCACACCAUCCGAAGUAUCUCUGGUCUUUCAAGCUCCCCGUCCGGUGGCCGUCGACCGGGCUUGCCACGCCGCUAGGCAGGACGGGCGACUUCCUCCGUCAGAUCACGCACACUCCGGAGGCGCUUGCUUAUCUCCAGCGCAUCCUCGGAUACGGGAUCACGGGGCACAGAUCAAACCAGGUCAUGCUGACGAUGAUUGGGGAAGGCGGAGCGGGGAAAAGCCUUCUGUUGGCUCUGUUGAAGCGAGUGAUCGGUCCGUUCUACAAGGACGUCUCAAAGGACAUGCUCGUUACGUCCAAGGGGCAGCGACCGCUAGGCAAAGGUGCCGCAAAUCCAGCGGAAGCAGGUCUACGCGGUAUCCGGAUAGCGGUGUGCGCGGAGUCCGAGGAUACCGAUGAGUUUUCGGAGGCCAACGUGAAGCGGCUAACCGGAGAAGCGACUAUCACGAGCAGAGCGCUCUACUCAGAUUACGUCACGUUUGCCACAACCCAGCUGCACAUUCUCUGCUCGAACUACCCUCCGCGAGUGAAGACCUGGACGAUAGCGCUCAAGAGACGCCUCUUGACGCUGGUGUUCCCGAUGCGGUUCUUCUACCCAGACGAAGCGGGCUACAACCCCGACAACCCGUUUCAUGGGAUCCGUGAUCUCGAAUUGGAAGACGUCCUGAAGGCCGAGCCCGAGAAGCUGUUGGUGUUCUUGGUGCAAGGCGCCAAGGACUGGUACGCGAGUGGCAAGCGGCUCCUCGACAUGCCGGAGAGCAGCAAGACAUACAUGCAGUCGUGGGAGCAGGAGAACGAUCCGUUUGCAGCCUUCCUUCAGCAAGAGGGAAGAAUGAACAUCAAGGCUUUUGAGUCCACGCGCAGUCUCAUGGAGGCGUACAACAACCCGGACAGGUUGGUCGACGGCGUCAGAUUCGGCGAUACAGAUGUGCCACAGAUUCGGAACGAUCGGAAGUUCGCGGAGGCUUGCAAGAAGAAGGGGCUGGAGGGCCCGGAUAAGCCGUCAGCGCUGAGAUUCGCUAAUCCGGGGCACAUGGUCCGGGGUUAUCGGGGCUUCCAGCUCAACACGCCGACGAAGGAGAGCAUUCUAGAAAAAUAG
Messenger RNA from Klebsormidium nitens, 2673 nucleotides. Lineage: Eukaryota; Viridiplantae; Streptophyta; Klebsormidiophyceae; Klebsormidiales; Klebsormidiaceae. The record is from the annotation of a GenBank genome assembly.